AUGGCGCACCAAGCUCCACAUUUCGCCGACGCCAAGGACAAGUGGUCGUCGUACUACACCAGAGUCGAGUCGUACUUCGAGGGUAACGACAUCGUCGACGACGCUAAAAGAAGAGCGCUUCUCAUCUCGGCACUGAGCUCGAAGCCUAUCGACGCACUGAGUGGACGUUGUGCCCCGCGAAAGGCGCUGAACAACGAAAGGGCCGCGGUUUUGAGCGUGUGCAGCAUUAAGGAGCAAGGGCUCAACUUGCAAGCGAUCCUGUAUGAGUACGAGGAAGUGAUUACACCUGAAGGUGGCGUUCACAGCACAUUGAACCUUCGAGACGCCUACAACCAGGUUCCCCUGGAUGAGCAGUCAAAGGAGCUGACGGUCAUCACCACACAUCGGGGAUUAUUGUGCUUUAAUCGCCUGCCAUUUGGUGUUUCUUCUGCCCCAGCAGUCUUUCAGCGAAUAAUGGACAGCGUCCUGAACGGUUUGCCGGGAGUCCAGGCGUACUUUGACGACGUUCUGGUGGCCGAGAAGGGGAACAACGGCAGAAAGAACCUCAAGGCAGUUCUCCUGCGCUUUCGAGAGUACGCCGUCAAGCUAAGGAAGGACAAGUGCACCUUCAGGAUGCCUGAGGUUUCGUAUCACGGCUGCAAGAUCAGCACUGGAGGGCUGCAACCUCUGGACAAGAACAUGGAUGCUGUCAUAAGGGCGCCAACACCCAAGAACGUGAGCGAGCUGCGUUCAUACUUGGGUCUUCUCACGUAUUUCAGCAAGUUCCUUCUCAAUAUGACCAGUCUGCUAUCACCGCUCUACGAUUUGCUAACCAAAGAACGCCGCUAG
Molecule: messenger RNA, 828 nt
Organism: Dermacentor andersoni
Lineage: Eukaryota; Metazoa; Arthropoda; Arachnida; Ixodida; Ixodidae
Source: RefSeq, a predicted model, not a curated record